AUGGCGGCUUUGCCUGAUGAACCUGAUGAUAUGGACGACGUCGAAACCCAAACGUUCAAGGAAAUCUGGGAUCUAGCUACGAAGUACAUCAUUCUGGUUUUUGAUGUUCUCACCAAACUAGCAACUGCUGUCGUCAACAGCGACCUAAACUGGACAUCCCCCAUGGCCUUCAGCGAUGAGGACAUGUCUAGCACCCUGUCCGUCUCAACCAAUGCUCUCUGGUCAACGCUAAGAUCCUGUGAGAAUGGGACUAUCAUCAAUGCAGCCACCGAACCCAAUGCUAUUGCUGUUCGCCAUUGCCCUCACAAGGUUGUAUACUAUGAAUCGGGAUAG
This is a messenger RNA of Fusarium graminearum PH-1, 333 nucleotides long. RefSeq lists its product as uncharacterized. Lineage: Eukaryota; Fungi; Ascomycota; Sordariomycetes; Hypocreales; Nectriaceae. Bases 1 to 333 code for a protein of 110 amino acids. The transcript is spliced from 3 exons. The record is from RefSeq and is a predicted model, not a curated record.